AUGUUGACUCCGACAUUACAAGUUUGGGGAAUCUCGGCGACGGAGGACGUGAGUUUGGGCCCGGACGACAAAGCGACUUCUCAAUCCCGGUUAAGGCUGCAUAGUCGGAUUACCAUCUUCGACCAGGACGGUUCUUUCGACAUUAUUCGAAUUCGUCUACAGGGAGCUGUUCGAACUCAAAUUGGUUCACAGGUCGCCGUUGAAAAGUUUCCGUCCUCGACCCAAACCAAAACAAAUCUAGAUUUCCAACCUGUCCAUUCCGCAUCUCGACAACGGUCUGACGAACAACAUCUUGACUUCAUCUGUUCCGUCCCUGCUACAAACACCAAACGAUCUGAACGCAAGUCUUCCUCGGGCGAUGUGCUCGAUAGCUUCGUACCCACCAUGUCCGUCACCGGGAACACCUAUGUCACCCGAGUUUCCGCACUGAGGGACAGACACCUUGUGGAAGGGUCAUGCAAGGUGGCUUAUUGGCUCGAGGUUGAGUUUUGGCGAUCGGAAUCGAACCAUUUGGUUGGGGCUCUGACCUGCCCUGUCGACGUUUCGGCACUACUGAUGCCGUUGGAUGUGGAAGUCUCCAUUCCGAAUCAGUCGAACGAGAUCGAACAGGUGGUAAAGCCUCCGCUGCGAUCAUUGGGCAGACUCAUUUGGUCACAUCCUCAACCAGAAUUGUCCGUCACCAUUCCCAAAAAGCUCGGCUACCUGCUUUCCGACUCGUCAAGAUUGUCACGAGGAUCUCGACAUUUGUCCAUCCCGGUCUCAGUCCACAUCAAACGCCCCUCACAGUCUCGUCGACCGGUACAAGCUCUGCCGCCGGGGGACUCAUUGAAAUGUUCCGUGAAGGCUAUGUGGUAUACAAGGAGGACAUUUACCACGGGAUCCUCCGCAGCCGAAUCUGUCGUCAACAACACUACUGUGUCGGCCCAGAAACUCUCCCUUACCUUGCCGCCACUUUACCGCUUGGACUCGGAGAGCUCCCCAUGCACAACCUCAAUGGAGCUGAACCUCAUCCUUCCCGGAUCCAUAUCCAGUCCGUCCGUCCACACGGACCUCUUGGCGGUCAGCUACAUACUCGAUCUAUCCAUGAGGUUCGAAUUCAAUGGACAUGAAAUUCUCAAAGGUUCAUAUAAUGCAAGCCUUCGUCUCCCGCUUACACUUCGUGCUGCUCAACCACAUCCCAUCAUUAGCCGACGGAAUUUUGAUCCUCUUGUGGGAUAUGUCGCAGAGGAAGCAAUUUACGCCCCACCUCCAUAUGUUUUUUGA
This is a messenger RNA of Rhinocladiella mackenziei CBS 650.93, 1263 nucleotides long. RefSeq lists its product as uncharacterized. The record is from RefSeq and is a predicted model, not a curated record. The coding region runs from base 1 to 1263 and encodes 420 amino acids. The transcript has 2 exons. Lineage: Eukaryota; Fungi; Ascomycota; Eurotiomycetes; Chaetothyriales; Herpotrichiellaceae.